Molecule: messenger RNA, 1811 nt
Organism: Triticum urartu
Lineage: Eukaryota; Viridiplantae; Streptophyta; Magnoliopsida; Poales; Poaceae
Molecular function (GO): RNA binding
Source: RefSeq, a predicted model, not a curated record
UCCUCCCGUCCUCCUCUCGUCUUUCUCCCGCCGCCACUCUAAACCCUAAACCGCCGCCACAGCCGCUGCCAUGUCGCCGCCGCCGCAGCCGCAGCUGAAGGACAAGGCGGCGCACGAGGUGCCGCGCGCGACGGCGGCCAGCGCCGUGGCGUCCCUCACCAAGUGGAUGCGGCAGCGCGCGGCCGAGGCGCCGCCGAACCUGCUCGCCGACGAGCGCGACGACCUCGUCGUGCUCCAGCUCUCGCUCCGCCGCGUCCCGCCCAAGCCCACCACCAAGCCGCACCUGCUCCCGCUCCCGCACCCCGUCGUCGCCCACUCGGCCGCCUCCGUCUGCGUCAUCUCCGACGACCGCGCCGGCUCCGGCUCCCCCGCCGCCGCCGCCAUCCUCGACGCCGCCAGGUCCCUCAAGCUGCCCGUCUCGGAGGUCGUCCCCUUCUCCGCCCUGCGCACCGACUACCGCCCCUACGAGUCGCGCCGCCGCUUCGCCGCCUCCUACGACCUCUUCCUCGCCGACCGCGCCCUGCUCCCCAUGCUGCCCCGCCUCCUCGGCAAGUCCUUCUACUCCACCAAGAAGGCCCCCAUCGCCGUCGACUUCACCCGCGCCGGCUGGCCGGAGCAGGUCCGCAAGGUCCUCAGCUCCACUUUCCUGUACCUGCGGACCGGGACCUGCUCGGGGAUCAAGGUGGGCAGGCUGGACAUGGAGGAGGAGGAGAUUGUUGACAAUGUGAUGGCGGCAGUGGAGGCCGCCGUGGAGAAGGUGCCCAAGAAGUGGGAAAACGUGAGGGCUCUGCAUUUGAAGGCUGUGGAUUCGGUUGCCCUGCCAAUUUACCAGGUUGUGCCGGAGUUGGGCAUGAAGAUUGAGGCUCCGGUUGCGCGUUUGGAAGCAGGAGUUGGUGCCGGAGAGGUCAUCGAUGCUGCAGAAGUUGGGACUGGCAGCAAGCGCAAGGACAAGAAGAUGAAGGCGCUGAAAGAUGCCAAUGGUGGAGCUGAAGGUUUGAAGUACAAGAGGAAAAGGAACAAGAAGGAUCAGACUGAAGAUGCUGUGAUGGAAGAAGCCCCAGAGGCGACUGAGAAGAGGAGGAAGAAGGAGUCGGUUGAGGAGCUUUCUGCUGGUGAAGACCUGAAGACCCCAAAAAAGGGCAAGGAUAAGAAGCGUGCAUUGGACAAGGAGGUGGAGGAUGAUGCCAGUCCUGCAGAAAAGAAGGGUAAGAAGAGUGAGCAUGCAUCGAAGGAAGCCAGCAACAAGAAAAGUAAGGACAAGCAAGCACCCAAGGAGGUGGAGGAUGUUGGCAGCAAGAAGAAUAAAGGGAAGAAGAAGAAGAGCCUGAAGGGUGAUUCUGAUGAUGGUGAAAUCCUUUUUGAUGGGGAAAGCACUCCUGCUGCCCUUAUAGCUGACAAGGAAGAGAAGAAGAGCAGGGGGAAGAAAUCAAGUGGUGAUAAGAUGAAGAGAUCCAGGGCAAGGGUCUAAGGCUGUAGUUGUUUUUCCUGAAGUUGAUGCUUGUCAGUUGAAUGCCAAUCUCUUGAAUUGAGACCAAGCUGCAUGUUCCAUGCAUAGUUAAGCUGGUUAAUAUGAUUACUGUCGAAUCUGCUUCUGUUUUGUAUUAGGAGAUUGCACUUGAGAUUAUACUGCUGGGUGUAAUACGGGGGCGAGGGGGAAUUUCUGGAGGUAGUUUCUUCAGAUUUUAGUAGCUGAAACCUUUGUGGUAAAAGUUAUGUGGAACUGUUUUUCUUUUCAUCUUUUGUAAUCCAUCUGGUAUGCAACAAUUUUGUGCGAGUCUGAUACUACCAUUCACGUGUUGGUCUGUCUUCAA